Pseudopipra pipra is the source of this 3661-nucleotide messenger RNA. RefSeq names its product NAD(P)HX dehydratase (gene NAXD). Lineage: Eukaryota; Metazoa; Chordata; Aves; Passeriformes; Pipridae. The record is from RefSeq and is a predicted model, not a curated record. Bases 2505 to 3401 code for a protein of 298 amino acids. The transcript has 10 exons. Gene Ontology annotation, molecular function: ATP-dependent NAD(P)H-hydrate dehydratase activity. Gene Ontology annotation, biological process: metabolite repair.
GAAUCUUACCAAUUAAUUAAAUGUAUUAUUGUAGUAGGUGUUAUAGAAGAUGAAAAUAUUUGCUUGUUUUUCUUCAGCACCAACUCCUUUAUAAAUUCUUUGGGCAUCUGAAUUUAGUUUAAAGAAAAAGGCAAAGCAGUAGCUCAAGAAUUGGUAUUUAUGCACAGACUUUUCCUUCCUUACCUUAUGUGUGGGCCAAAAGCUGGUCAUUAACAGACUGAUUUCUUGAGAUCUGUGGGUCUUUGACAUUUUUCUUUAUCAUAGUCUCUUUCCACAUGGAGGUAGACUGCUUGGGGAGGAGAAAAUCAGGGAUGUUCUCUAAGUGCUGGAACUAGUCAGAUUGGGGCUUGGUGGUUUGUAGCCUGCCACGUGGAAAUAAAACAAGUCUUAUUCUGUUCUAAUUCUGAAUUUCACACUGCUUGGAAGGAAAAAAGUGUAGUUUGAAAAGAGAAAAAAAAUACAAAUCACCCAACCUCAGUGUUGAAUAAAAAUCUGGCAUGCCAGAUCCUAAUGGGCAUUCUCUGAGUCCUGAGAGGAUCUUGGAGCCAUUUCAGUUCUACAUUACAUACUGUGUUUUCUGGUAAAAUGCAUGGGAGACUGGGUGAUUUGGUCUUUGAGGGUUUAGGCUGGCAGAUCUGGUUGUGUUUCUUCUUAGUGAAUAGUUGGUCUGUAGCAUUUCUUGGUGGCAGCAGACUUUCACAGAUUAUUUACGGCAUACAGAUAGAUUCAGUGUUUUAAAUGUUUUGACUUUUAAAUUAAAAGGACAACUGGAGUGCUUUAGAAAAUCCCUUUGGAAAUCAUUUAAGGUUCUAGAUUGGGGUGAUAGUACCUGCAAGGCCUUACCAUUACUUCUGAAAGGUUUUUCCUGAAAGCUGAAUUAUCUGUAAUGGGUUGAAACUAAAGUUCAGUUUUUCUUGCUGGAUCAUGUCAGUAUACAGUCAUGUUGCACUGUGCAGAAAUGCAUUAUAUUUAUUUAACUGUAGCAAGAGCAACUCAGGAUUCUAAUCUUGUGAUUGACAAAGGUGUAACAAAGCAUUUAUGCUAAAACAUGAACAUAAUGCUUCAGGCAAAACAUCUUUUAAGGAAUUAAGAUUUCUGUUUAUAGCUGAAUAUGCCUUAGUGAUUCUGUAGGUAGAGUAGGGCUCUUUUAAGAAUUGCUUUUUGCAUAAUUCUCUGUUUUCUCUCCAUUUAUUAUGCAUUCGCUUUAUAUUUACAUAUAAACAAAAAACAGAAACAAAGAAACAGAGGGCCUUCUUAACAACAUUGCACUUUAGGGGUUACAAGCUAUAUUAUAUUGUGUGGUUGAAAACCAGCAGAUGUAUGAAGUGUGAUUUAAAGAAAAUAAUCUGCCCUAUUUCCAGAGGAGAUGAGCAUUUUGUUCUUCUCUCGCUCACUGCAAUGCUAUUUUGGCUGCAAUCCAAAACAGGUUGUGUUUUUGUGGUUUUUUUUUUUCUUUUUCUUUUAAUUUCUUUCCUUUUUUCCCCCCUUUUUAAUUUAGUCUCAGUAGGAGUGGGAUGUCUGUAUUAUACAAGAUUUUUAAAAGCAAAAGAUCAGCCAGAAGUAUUUAUCAUUAUUGAACACCAAAGAAAUUUUAUUACUGAAGAUUAGCCUGUCUGGUUUAGGUUUAGAUUCUGUGGAAGGCAGAGAAAAAGAUGCUUUUUCCUGAUAGCACACAGAUGUGGAGUUUCUUGUUUAUUACAUUUUUUCUCCAUUAUGAUGCCCAAAAUUUCUAGAACAGUUUUUCUUCUUUUUUUUCCUCUUUUUUUCGCUUCUUUUUUUCCUCCUCUAUAUUUUGGAGUUGGGGGGUGGGGUCUGCUGAGUUUUAUACAGCUGAAAAUAAGGAAUGUCAUGGGAGUUAUUUUCUGCGUAAUUAUGUUAUACUGUAUAGCAUUUCCUUGAAAGCUUUUUAGAAGAUCUGUAAAAAAGAAAGUAAGCAUUACUAUGGUCUAGGACGCUAUUAUUAACGUCCAAAUAAACCACUCUUCUGAACAGAAUUGUACAGUUAAUGAGGAGCUUAGUUGAAAUACAAGAACUUAUUCUUUUAGUGUAUUUGCUGCAAUUUAUAGUUAAAUGCAUGGUUGAAAGAAGUACUGAUCUUCACAUUUGUCUCAUGUUAGGUAAAUGUUUUCAUUCUCUCUAGUUGUAAUUGUUGAAAUACUUUUACUUCUGAAUUUUUGUAGCCUUUUGAAACAGUAAUUUGAUGUGUAGCCUUGUGAGUGUGCAGUUGUUUUAGUAUGUGGUUUGACAUGUAGUUUUGCAUCAGAGAUCUGGAGUUGUAUUAUAGCUAAAAAUGAUCUUUGUGUGAUAUUUGUGAUGUUUGCAUCUAGUGUGUUGGAUUAUAGUUUUGCAGAAAGACUUCCAUUAUGCUUUGUAACCGCCUACCAAAAUAAAAAGGCAGUGAGAUAGGCCCUGAUUCUGCUAAGAGGUGGAAGUCUUUAAGGGGAAACGAAAUAUAAGUUAUAGAGAGAUCUUUUUCACUGCACAGAACACACUCUCUAAAGGAUAUGGAGAAUAUUUUUCAACUGGUGCGCAACGUUAUCCCUCCUCUAACAGGGAAAAAACAUAAAGGUCAAGAUGGUCGUAUAGGCAUUGUUGGAGGAUGUCGAGAGUACACUGGAGCACCGUAUUUUGCUGCAAUUACUGCUCUCAAAGUGGGUGCAGAUUUAUCCCAUGUGUUUUGUACCAAAGAUGCAGCAACAGUAAUCAAAUCAUAUAGUCCAGAGCUGAUUGUUCAUCCAGUUCUUGAUAGUCCCAAUGCUGUCCAUGAGGUGGAAAAGUGGUUACCACGACUGCACUCAGUUGUCAUAGGACCUGGCUUAGGUAGAGAUGAAGUUCUACUUGAGAACGCUAAGGGUAUUAUAGAGAAAUCGAAAGUGAAAGGAAUUCCUAUCAUUAUUGAUGCAGAUGGACUGUGGCUCAUUUCCCAGCAGCCUUCUCUUAUUCAAGGCUACCAGCGAGCUAUUCUUACUCCAAACUAUAUGGAGUUCAGUAGGCUGUAUGAAGCCAUGCUUAGAGACCCCGUAGACAGUAGUGAUCAUCAUGGAUGUGUAUUAAGACUCAGCCAAGCCAUGGGGAACCUGACAGUUGUUCAAAAGGGAGAAAGAGAUCUUAUUUCAGAUGGAGAGAAAGUACUCGUAUGCAGUCAUGAAGGAAGCAGCCGGAGAUGUGGUGGACAGGGGGACCUUCUUUCUGGUUCUCUUGGAGUCUUAGCACACUGGGCAUUUGUUGCUGGAGCUGAAAAAACAAAUGGUCAAAAUCCCUUUCUAGUGGCUGCAUUUGGAGCUUGCUCUCUUACGAGGCAGUCUAACCAUCAAGCCUUUCAAAAAUUUGGACGUUCAAUGACAGCCUCUGACAUGGUUUCAGAAGUUGGAACAGCUUUCAGCAAACUUUACGAAACCUGAAGCCAAAGCAGCAGAGAAGAAGAAAAGGAAGAACAAUGACUGCAAGAGUAAUUACAUGUACCGUAGAAUUUACAUAAGUAAUGCACCCUUUCAAGUGCUGUAGCAACAUUGGUAUGUUAGGUAGAUCUUUUUUAGUUUUAAGAAUAGAAAAAUAUGAUUAAUGUAGAUAUUUUUUAAGAGUUUGGAAUACAAAAAUGUUUUGGCUGAAAUAAGCUGUAGUUGCAGAUCUGUUAUAAUAUAAUAAAACUAAACUGAAAGUA